Messenger RNA from Carya illinoinensis, 2712 nucleotides. Its product is annotated as protein FAR1-RELATED SEQUENCE 4-like. The record is from RefSeq and is a predicted model, not a curated record. The coding region runs from base 1 to 2712 and encodes 903 amino acids. Lineage: Eukaryota; Viridiplantae; Streptophyta; Magnoliopsida; Fagales; Juglandaceae. The transcript is spliced from 8 exons.
AUGGGAGAGUUUGAAGAACAUGCAUUGGAUAGACCAGAAGAACGGGAAACUGAAGAUGGCAGUCCAGGUGAACGGGAAAUCGACGAUUGCACUCCAGGUACAUCACACGUAGUGCCAUCGUCGAAAGGUGAUGAUAUGAUUGAGGAGCCAAAGUCGGGCAUGGAGUUCAAUUCGUUUGAAGAUUUGUUUAGGUAUUAUAAGCAGUACGCUAAGAAAUGCGGUUUUGGGGUGAUGACACAAAGGAGUGACAGGUCAGAUGAUCAAAGUGUCAGAUAUGUUACUCUUGGUUGUGCACGGGGAGGGAAGGCACGGGUUAAGACAUCCAAUGUUGCCAACCCACGUCCGACGGGAAAGACAGAUUGCAAGGCAAGGAUAAAUGCCUUGAGAGUCGAUGGAAAGAUGCAGUUGACAACAGUCAAUAAUUCACAUAAUCAUGUUAUCAGCCCACAGAAAUCUCGCUUCUAUCGAUGUAACAGAGAAGUGAGUGAGACAGUUAAAAGAGUCCUUGACACCAAUGACUUAGCGGGUAUCCGAUUGAACAAGAGUUACGGAUCUCUUGUAGUUGGUGCAGGUGGCUUUGAGAACCUGCCAUUUCUGGAAAAGGAUUGUCGCAAUUACAUCGACAAAGCCCGUCAUCUACGACUUGGUGCAGGUGGUGCUGGAGCACUUCGUGAUUAUUUCUUAAGGAUGCAGUACAAGAAUAACGGAUUUUUUGCAUUGAUGGAUUUAGACGAUGACGGGAGGUUAAAAAAUGUUUUUUGGGCAGAUCCACGUAGUCGGGCAGCCUAUAAGUAUUUUGGUGAUGUCUCGAUUCUUUUGGAGGCUGGGUUGAUUUCCAAUGAGGACACGGAGACCUUUACAUGGCUAUUCCAAACCUGGUUGCAAUGUAUGGAUGGAGUAGCUCCAAAGGCGAUAAUUACUGAUCAAGACAGAGCAAUGAAAAAUGCAAUUGCUAUUGUCUUCUCGGAAACUCGACAUAGAUUUUGCCUAUGGCAUAUACUGAAAAGGCACCUGAGAAGCUUGGGGCAUAUUGCAUAUAAAAGCGGGUUGAAAACUGAGUUGAUGAAAUGUGUAUACGACACACAAACUAUUGAGGAGUUUGAAAAAUGUUGGGCCGUGUUUAUUAAUACAUACGACUUACAUGAGAAUGUGUGGUUGAAAAGUUUAUAUUUGGAGCAUGCGCAUUGGGUACCGGUUUUUCUAAAAGAGCACUUUUGGGCGGGAAUGAGUACCACUCAGCGUAGCGAGAGUAUGAAUGCUUUCUUUGAUGGUUAUGUCCAUUCAAAAACAAAUCUGAAAGAGUUUGUCGACCAGUUUGACAAUGCACUAAAAAGGAAAAUUGAGAAUGAAAAUCAAGCAGAGUUUCUUUCCUUUAGUGGCAUCAUUCCCUGCGUAUCUAGAUCGCCAAUUGAAAAGAAAUUUCAAAUGUUGUACACGAAUGCAAAAUUUAAGGAAGUUCAACAGCAAGUAAUCGGUGUGCUUGAUUUGGAUCCAACUUUACAGACAAUGGAUGGUGUAAUGAAGAGUUAUUUGGUAGAAGAUGAAAUGAGGGGGAUACUGUGUAGGCAUAUUUUGUCUAUAUUCAAAUCAAACGGUAUAAAAUCGUUGCCAGAUCAGUACAUUUUAGACCGAUGGCGGAAGGACAUCAAGAGAAGAUACACUUUAAUCCGAUCUAGCUAUGAUGCCGGGGAUGAAAGGCCAAAUGGUAAUAGACAAUCCAUUCUUCUGAAUAUGUGUUAUGAGAUGAUAGAUUAUGCGGUGGAAUCUGAGAAGGACUUUGACGAUGCAAAGAAGAAGAUACAAGAGAUGACUGGAUUAUAUCGUCAGAACCAACGACCCUUAUCUAGCGGCCAAACAGUUUCGGAACCUGGGGUUACAAUACUAGAUGGGGCUGUAGUUGGUAGCUCACAACAAGUCAAGAGUCCACUUGUUGUCAGAGGAAAAGGAAGACCUCCGUCUCUUAGACGAGCAUCCAGGAUGGAGACAGAAAUGCGGAAGGUUAAAGCCAAACAGAAGAAAGCACAAGUGGUUCAAAAACGCAAACAGCGAGAUGAAGGAGAUACAGUACCUAUGGGCACAAAACGGAGUUUAUUUGGGCCAUCAGAAGCAGAUGCAUAUUCCAACCAUGGACAAUUUACGGUUAUGGACAGUAGUGGGACCACGCAAAGUGUUCAGUCGUGGUAUUUUGGUAGUCAAGGAAGUGUUCAUCCUAUGGUUGGUAGUCAAGGAAGUGUUCAUCCUAUGGUUGGUAGUCAAGAAAGUGUUCAUCAUAUGGUUGAGAGGGAGAGAGGGUUUCGAGGGUCUCGUGAUGAAACUGGUUCUGAGAUGGAUUUGGGGUUCCAAUCGCAGAGAGGGAUAGAGGGUUUCGAUGGAGGUUUCGAUGGAUUGCAAGAUGAAACUGGUUCUGAGAUGGAUUUGCGAUUGGAUUUGGGGUUCCAAUACCAGAGAGGGUUUCGAGGGUCUCGAGAGUGGAUUGAGAGAGGAGAAGCAGAGAGUAAAGAGAGAGACUUAGGGUUCCAAUCUAAAUGGAUACUUGACAGCUUGAGUAGCGAGCCCAUUGAAGUAGAAGGUCCCAUCGGACCAUCUGAACUGUGCCCAAUAAGAGCUAAAUUCGUAGCUCGCGUGCCAGGUCACCGAGUCAGGUUUGUGACACCUUUCCCCCGGUUGAAUCAGGUCACAGGUUUUGUUCCCCUGCGAGGACGCGUAGGAUAA